Molecule: messenger RNA, 1827 nt
Organism: Brenthis ino (lesser marbled fritillary)
Lineage: Eukaryota; Metazoa; Arthropoda; Insecta; Lepidoptera; Nymphalidae
Source: the annotation of a GenBank genome assembly
AUGGUCAAUUUAGCUGCCAUUAUUUAUAUUCUUAUUUUUACAAAUUCAGUUUUUGCAAAUUUAAAAAUUAAAUAUAAUCGACAUUUAAAACACGACCAUAUUAUUAAUAGUGCGAUCGAAAUAGCGAAUAGUUAUUUCAAUUCUAGAACACCAACUGUGGUUGUUUCUAAGGACGUCGAAGAUGAUAUUGUCAACAAAUUUAUUCAGUCAUACCAGGGCAUCAUUAUUUUAGACCAUACGAUAAGAGCACCUAAGCAAGUAGUCAUCUUAAUAGAAUCUUAUUACUCUUUAAUAAGAAGUCUUGGAAAGUUAAAGCCAGAUCUAAAAGGCAAAACUUUGCUUCACAGCGAAGCACGUUUUUUAAUAGUAGUCUUCUCGUACCCACACAGGCUUCAACGAAUAAAUAGUAUUUUAUGGAGCUAUUAUACGACAAAUGUGGUAAUCAUUGUUGUUAAUGAAGAUAAGAAAAUUGCUUUAUAUACUUACUUUCCAUAUAAAAACCAUUUGGAUUGUCAAAGUGUGGAACCUACCCUCAUCGGUUUUUGGGAUGACGGCGCGAUACUUGAAAAAGAUUUAUUUCCAGAUAAAAUGAGUAAUUUGAAAGGUUGCCCUCUUUAUAUAUCAACAAAUAAAGUGUAUCACCCAGCUACAGAACAAAAGAUUCCUUUGGAAAUAAUUAAAAGGGCAAUCAUAAGAUAUCUUAGGGAUGUAAUGAAUUUUACGCCUAUAAUAUCGAGUAGAGAUUAUUUAAGCAUUGACUCGGAUGGAGCUAAGAAUUGGUCCGAAACUCUAGAUGAUAUAUUGACAGGUACUGCAAAUAUUUCAACCUGCAGUAUUUCCCCAGGAAUGGAUAGAAUUGGUAUUCUAGACUAUUCGAUACCCUAUUUCAGAAUAAGUAUAGCGUGGCUUGGCCCACCUCUAAAACCUGGUCCGAUAUGGUGGCGACUUCUAACACCUUUAAAUGGCUACUUGUGGCUAAUCCUUUUACUUGUCGUUACUAUUGUUAAUUUUAUACCGUUCACAAUGAAAAUAGACAGGGUAAGAAAAUUUUGUCAUAAAAAUUUUAAAAAUUCAAAUAAAUUGCAUGGUAUUGCUAUAAGGAUUUGGGCUGUAAUGAUGGGCCAACCCAUUAGAGUCUCACCGAAACGAUUUAGAGAUUUCUAUAUUUUAGGCCUUUGGAUAUGGUUUACGUUCGUAGUCAGAAGUGCUUAUCAAAGUGUGCUGAUUAGUGCCUUGAAAUCAGACACCACGGUAGGCAAUUUUUUUGAUCUAAAAGAAGCUGUCGACAACGGAUAUAAAUUUGGAGGAAGAGCGGGAGUUUUGUCACAUUUUGAACAUGAUCCUUUUAUUCGUGAUGGUUACGAAGUAAUACAAGAGGUCGGGUUUGAAAAAGCUUUUCAAGAAGUAUUAGAAGGCAAGAAAAAAUUUUUCUUCGCCAUUUCUCUGGAAUAUGUAUGGGCUUACUGCAUGUCCCAAGGGAUAAAUGAGAAUGAAUGUGGCCACACACUUCCAGACUCUAUCAUGACGGUUCCGUUAGUAAUAUGGAUGCCUAAAAACUCUCCCUUUAAAAAUCCGUUAUCUAUUUGGCUCAUACGAUUCUUAGAAAGUGGCUUAUUGGAGAAAGAUACAAUGAAAAUGUCAACUGCAUCCAUUCUGAAAUCAACUGAACCGACCGCGCUCAGAAAUAAACAAGUCUUUAGUAGUAUUCUAUGCCUUUUAAUAGGUUAUCUUAUUUCUUUCGUAGUGUUAAUAUUAGAAAUAAUAAGAUUUAAAACUAAAAAUACUUAUAUCAGAAAAAUAUAUAGAAAUAAAAUAAAAUUUUCAGGA